AUGGCGUCUCUACUCGCUGUUCGCAGAUCUCGAGCCUCCAUUUUCACUUAUCCUGUCAAGAGACCCCCACAACAACCGUCCGACCCAACUAGGGUUUUUCCGCAAGAUCAGAGAGACAAUAGUAACCAGUGGGUCUCACAAGACCAGAGCUAUGGAAACCAUAAUCAGUGGAAUAGUCGCCAAGAUCAGAAGAACUUUUCUAAUCGGAUGAACAUGAACUAUUCUCAACCUCAGAGCCCGAAUCAGGUGAAUUAUUCUAAUCUCGGUCCAGGUCAGGGAUAUACCCAAAGGGGAGACCCUAAUUUUCCAAAUCAGCACUAUGUUCAACGUCCAAACCCUAAUCAAACUCCGAAUUGUCCGCCACCUGGAAAUGUUGAUCAGUGGAAUAGUCGAAAUCAGGGGUACCCACAACCUGAAAACCCUAAUUUCAAACAGUUUGAAGUAAAUGCAAAUGUUAAUCAGGGGUACCCUCGAAGUGGAAACCCUAAUUUGGGUCAGAAUUAUCAGCAACAGGGAGGGUUUCAGAAUCAGGGUUUCUCUCAAACCCCUAAUCAGAGUCAGAGUUAUCCACAACGUGGACAGUGGAAUAAUCAGAAUCAGGGUUUUCCUCCACGUAUUGAUCCUAGUCAGGGGAGCCCACAAGAUCAGAAUGCUCAGAGGGUCAACACGAACAAUCAGACCCUGAAUCAAGGACAGAUUGUUGAUAAUCAAUCCACAAGUGGCCCGCCUGCUAAUGUUGAUUUAAUGGGUUUGUGUAAAGACGGUAAGGUUAAGGAAGUUAUUGAAUUGAUGGAUCAGGGAGUACGCGCUGCUGCUCAGUGUUUUGGUGUGCUAUUUGAGUUGUGUGGGAAUUUGAAGAAACUUGAGGAUGCAAAAAAAGUGCAUGAUUACUUUUUGCAAUCAACUUUUAGGAGUGAUCUUCAGUUGAUCAAUAAGGUAAUCAACAUGUACUCGAAGUGUGGGAGUAUGAUAGAUGCACGGAGGGUUUUUGAUCACAUGCCAGAUAGGAACAUAGAUUCUUGGCAUUUGAUGAUAUAUGGGUACGCAGAGAAUGCAUCAGGUGAUGAUGGGUUGGCAUUGUAUGAAAAAAUGAGGAGCCUGGGGUUGCAGCCUACCAAGGAAACUUUUCUUACUGUUUUAUCGGCUUGUGCUAGUGUUGAUGCUGUGGAAGAGGGUUUUAUACAUUUUGAGUCAAUGAAGACGGAGUAUGGAGUUGAUCCUGGGAUGGAGCAUUAUUUGGGGCUUCUUUCUGUUCUUGGAAAACCUGGGCAUCUUGCUGAGGCUGAGGAGUUCAUUGAGAAUUUACCGUUUGAACCAACAGCGGAAAUUUGGGAGGCAUUGAUGAAUUAUGCUCGAAUUCAUGGAGAUAUUGACCUUGAAGACCGGGCUGAGGAGUUGAUGAUUGGUCUUAACCCCUCGAAGGCUGUUGCUAAUAAGAUCCCCACACCGCCACCCAAGAAGCAAUCUGCAAUUAAUAUGCUUGAGGGUAAAAACAGAUUAGGAGAGCUUCGAAAUCCAACCCUCUAUAAGGAUGAUGAGAAGUUGAAGGCUGCGAUGAAAGAGCAAGGUUAUGUGCCCGACACCAGAUAUGUUCUUCAUGACAUUGAUCAGGAGGCCAAGGAGCAGGCCUUACUCUAUCACAGUGAACGUUUGGCAAUUGCAUAUGGUCUGAUCAGUACUCCAGCAAGGACGCCUCUAAGGAUCAUCAAGAACCUCCGUGUCUGUGGUGACUGUCACAAUGCCAUCAAGAUAAUGUCCAGGAUUGUGGGGCGUGAAUUAAUAGUUAGAGACAACAAAAGGUUUCACCAUUUCAAGGAUGGUAAAUGCUCUUGUGGCGAUUACUGGUGA
Molecule: messenger RNA, 1848 nt
Organism: Ilex paraguariensis (yerba mate)
Lineage: Eukaryota; Viridiplantae; Streptophyta; Magnoliopsida; Aquifoliales; Aquifoliaceae
Source: the annotation of a GenBank genome assembly